Molecule: messenger RNA, 876 nt
Organism: Nannizzia gypsea CBS 118893
Lineage: Eukaryota; Fungi; Ascomycota; Eurotiomycetes; Onygenales; Arthrodermataceae
Exons: 2
Coding region: 1-876 (291 amino acids)
Source: RefSeq, a predicted model, not a curated record
AUGCGCUGGACGUCGCGACUCUCGUUCAUCGUCCUCUGCGUCGCCCUGCUGGCCAUCGUCGUGGGCAGCCAGCAGCCCCCCAGCCGCCAUGCCCGUCACCGUCGCCAGCUGCUGAGCGGCGCAGACUCUGCCACCAACAACGGCAACAACAACCUGCCUCUGCCUACGUCGGAUGGGAACAACAAGAACACCAGCGAGGACAAGUCGACGCCCUCGCCGACCUCUGACAAGCCCACGAGUCCUACGCCCCCUCCGACCUCCGACAAGCCAACCUCUGAGCCUCCCACUUCGGAGAAGCCGACGUCGACACCACCAAACCCAGACACGCCUACCCGCUCGCGUUUCCUACUCACUCCAACCGACACGCCGCCAUCGCCCACCGGCAACCAGCCCAGCAGCACGCCAACUCGUCCAAACGACCCCCCAACCAACAACCAGCCAACCGAGAAGCCCACGUCCACCCCCAGGUCGACUCCCAAGCCCACCACCAUCAUCAUCACCCAGACAUACACCAACAGCGAUGGCUCCGUCACCCAGUCGACCAUCUCGUCCGUCUCCACCCUUCCACCAGAGCCCACUGUGGGCAACGGUGGGAACGGCAGCACCGGUGGCGGCAUGAGCCCUACCACUCGCAACACCAUCAUCGGCGUCGUUGUCGGUGUCGGUGGUGCCAUCAUCCUCGGCGGACUGGCCAUCGUCUUCUUCAGACUCCGACGCAAGAGAAACGCCAAUGCUGAUAACGACGAUGACGAUCUGAUCCAGACCGGUGCCGCCGUGGGUUCUCAGACCCACGAGGCUCCUGGAAACAGCCCGUUCAAGUCCACGCUCGACCAAUACCACAAGCCAGGAGCAGUCAACCCUGCCUCAAACUUCUAA